Messenger RNA from Nerophis ophidion (straightnose pipefish), 2374 nucleotides. Its product is annotated as calpain-2 catalytic subunit-like. The coding region runs from base 84 to 2186 and encodes 700 amino acids. Lineage: Eukaryota; Metazoa; Chordata; Actinopteri; Syngnathiformes; Syngnathidae. Gene Ontology annotation, molecular function: calcium ion binding; calcium-dependent cysteine-type endopeptidase activity. The transcript is spliced from 21 exons. The record is from RefSeq and is a predicted model, not a curated record. Gene Ontology annotation, biological process: proteolysis. Gene Ontology annotation, cellular component: cytoplasm.
UGCAUAUAGUAAGCAACACACCUUGGAGCACACUCACUUUAGUAGGAGACAGUCACUAACAGGCACCCGAGAAGACCUUAAAAAUGGCCGGCAUAGCUUCUAGACUUCAGCACACCCGGGACAAACUGAGUGGGGUUGGAACUAACGAACAUGCGGUGCCGUACCUCAACCAAGACUUUGAGUCUCUGAAGAGAAGCUGUCUGGAGAGACGACGCCUAUUUGAGGACGAAGCCUUUGAGCCUCUGCCGGCAUCUUUGGGCUUCGAUGAACUGGGACCAAGUUCCUAUAAAGUUCGAGGCAUCGAGUGGCUGAGACCCAAGGAUAUUGUUUCCAAUCCCAAAUUCAUCCUGGAAGAUGCCACCAGGACUGAUAUUUGCCAGGGAGCACUUGGUGACUGUUGGCUCCUGGCGGCUAUCGCCUCCUUGACCCUCAACAAGCAGGUUUUGUCCCGUGUUGUCCCACAUGACCAAAGCUUUGACAGGGACUAUGCUGGCAUCUUUCAUUUUGAGUUCUGGCAGUUUGGUGAAUGGGUGGAUGUGGUGAUUGAUGACCGCUUGCCAACCAAGGAUGGAGAACUGAUGUUUGUCCACUCAGCCGAAGGAUCAGAAUUUUGGAGUGCACUGCUGGAGAAGGCCUACGCCAAGCUAAAUGGAUGCUAUGAGUCCCUCUCUGGAGGAAGCACUACUGAAGGUUUCGAGGACUUCACUGGAGGCAUUGCUGAGCGACAUGAACUUUCCAGUGCCUCACCUCACCUCUUCAAUAUCAUGAAGAAGGCCCUGGAAAGAGGCUCCCUUCUUGGAUGUUCCAUUGAUAUCACCAGUCAGGCUGACUCUGAAGCCGUCACACAUCGCAAGCUGGUGAAGGGCCAUGCCUACUCUGUGACAGGAGUUGAGGAGGUGGACUUCAGAGGAAACCCGCAAAAGCUGGUCAGGAUCAGAAAUCCAUGGGGCCAAGUGGAAUGGAAUGGAGCCUGGAGCGACACGUCCUCUGAGUGGAGAUCUAUUAGCGAUCAGGACCGACAGAGGCUGACCAACCGGCGUGAAGAUGGGGAGUUCUGGAUGUCCUUUUCUGACUUUCUGCGAGAAUAUUCCCGCUUGGAGAUCUGCAACCUCACCCCUGAUGCUCUCACAGGGAGUGACUUCAAGAAGUGGGCGGAGACAGAAUUUGAGGAGACGUGGAAAACCGGCGUAUCUGCUGGUGGCUGCAGAAACUAUCCAGAUACUUUCUGGACAAAUCCUCAGUUUGUCAUCAAACUGGACGAUGUGGACGAUGACCCCUAUGACGGCGAGGAGGGAUGCACCUUCAUUGUUGGCUUGAUGCAGAAGAACAAGCGUAGCAAAAUGAGAAUGGGCGAGAAAAUGGACACCAUUGGCUUUGCUGUAUAUGAGCUGCCUUCUGAGUACUCUGGAGUCAAGCAAGUGCACUUGAAGCAAAAUUUCUUCCUGCGUAACCGUUCAGCUGCACGCUCUGAGACCUUCAUCAAUUUACGAGAAGUGUCGAAUCGCCUCCAUCUACCUCCGGGGGAGUACCUCAUCAUGCCCUCUACCUUCGAACCUAACAAGAACGGAGAUUUUUAUGUGCGGGUGUUCUCUGAAAAAUCGGCUGACUUUCAUGAAAUUGACGAUCCAGUUGACAGCCAUGUCAAACAGCCUGACAUUGAUGAAAGCGAUGUUGACGAUCGAUUCAAGAGUAUGUUUGGAAAGCUGGCCGGACAUGACAUGGAGAUUUGUGUGUUUGAACUACAGAAAAUUCUCAACAGAGUGGUGGUAAAAAGAAGUGACAUCAAAACCAACGGGUUCAGCCUGAGUACCUGCCGCAACAUGGUCAAUCUGCUUGAUAAAGAUGGAACUGGCAAGUUGGGAUUGGUAGAGUUUAGGAUUCUUUGGUCCAAGAUCGAGAAGUUCUUGAAAAUUUACAUUGCAAGAGAUGGAGAUAAUAGUGGCUGCAUGAGCUCCACUGAGAUGCGGUCGGCAGUCGAAGAUGCUGGUUUCUCUCUCAAUAACCCACUGCAUCAGAUCAUUGUGGCUCGCUACAGAGACCCAAGCUACACCAUUGACUUUGACAACUUUGUGUGCUGCCUGGUCCGCUUAGAGUCACUCUUCAAUACAUUCAAUACCUUGGACAAAUCGGGUUCUGGUGUGAUAGAGCUGACUAUGAUGGAGUGGCUUAAUCUGGCCAUGUUGUAGAGGAGCUUCUCUCUAUGGAAAUGAAAGACUCGUACUUGUGUUAUUGUUGUGCAACAUAUCAUUAUUUUGGUUGUGGUGUGGCGUCUCAUUGGUCAAAUCAAGGGAACAUUAUCUAAUAUUAUAACAAAUAUUACAUUUAUGUAAAAUAUGAAUGAUUGUGUUCAAUAAAAAAAACAUCAUUUAAAAUA